Ananas comosus (pineapple) is the source of this 807-nucleotide messenger RNA. RefSeq names its product pentatricopeptide repeat-containing protein At3g14580, mitochondrial-like. The coding region runs from base 1 to 807 and encodes 268 amino acids. Gene Ontology annotation, molecular function: protein binding. NCBI's taxonomy places the organism in Eukaryota, Viridiplantae, Streptophyta, Magnoliopsida, Poales, Bromeliaceae. The record is from RefSeq and is a predicted model, not a curated record. The transcript has 3 exons.
AUGGCGGAGAGAACGAAAAAGUCAGAGCGGACCACCCCGGCGAAGACAAAGAGGAAGAAAGGAGGGAGGGGGCGUGCAGCACCGUACAGAUUCAACGAGGUGGAGGAUCUGUUGAAGAGGGCAAGAAUGAGAAUUGCCGACUUUCUGAUGAAUUCUUUUAUAGACUGCAUCAAAAUGUACGGAAAUUACGAGAUUGUUCAUGAGAUAUACAUGAGUGCGUCCAAAUUGGGCAUAACUGUUGAUACCUGUUGCUUUAAUAUUCUUAUAAAGGGCUUAUGUCAACAUAAUAGGCUAGACGCGGCGUUUGCCUUAUUACAUGAACUACCAAAGCAGGGAUUGGAACCUAAUGCUACCACUUAUUCGACGCUUAUGCAUUCUCUUUGUAAAAAUGGUAGAUUAGAUGAAGCAUUUGCGGUAUAUAAGAGAAUGGAAAAUGAAGGUAUUGAUCUUGAUACGGUAACAUUUAAUGUAUUGAUUAGUGGCCUUUGCAGGCAAGGAAGGGUGGAUGAGGGAUUGAAUCUGCUAAAGGAAAUGAAGCUGAAGGGGUGUUACCCUAAUUCAGGAACUUAUGAAGCACUUCUUUGUGGGUUUCUUGGCAAAAAACAGUUUGUGAAGGCUAAGGACUUUAUGGAAUUUAUGAUCUCUCAAGGAAGCAAACCCAGUUUUUCAUCAUACAAACUGAUUAUUGAGGGCCUAUGUAGUGAAGACAGUUUGGAUGAUGCUUAUUCUGUACUAAAGCAAAUGGUGGAACACGGAUUCGUUCCUCGAAUGGGCACUUGGAAGAAGAUUCUUACAUGCAUGUUUUAG